AGCCGGGCCUCUGUGGGGUUAAGCGGACCCAUCAGGAAGUGCACGGCUUUCCUCUGGCCCCACCCGCCCUCUGUCCCGGCAGCCCGGCAGUCCUGCCACACACUGAAUCGGGCGGCCCAGGCUGACCGGUGUCCGGCUAGGUGCCCCAGGAGGACCCCGAGCCGCCUGCCCCGACUACGCCAUGUCCGACUACGAGAACGAGGACGAGUGCUGGAGCGCCCUGGAGGGCUUCCGUGUGAAGCUCAUCUCCAUCAUCGACCCCGCCCGCAUCACGCCCUACCUGCGCCAGUGCAAGGUCCUGAACCCCGAUGACGAAGAGCAGGUGCUCAGCGACCCCAGCCUGGUCAUCCGCAAGCGAAAAGUGGGAGUGCUCCUGGACAUCCUGCAGCGGACUGGCCACAAGGGCUACGUGGCGUUCCUAGAGAGCCUGGAGCUCUACUACCCGCAGCUGUACAGGAAGGUCACGGGCAAAGAGCCCACCCGCGUCUUCUCCAUGAUCAUCGACGCAUCCGGGGAGUCGGGCCUGAUGCAGCUGCUGAUGAGCGAGGUGAUGAAGCUGCAGAAGAAGGUGCAGGACCUGACGGCACGGCUGGGCUCCAAGGAUGACCUCGUGAAGGAGCUGAGGGUGAAGGACAGCCUGCUGCGCCAGCACCGGGAGCGCGUGCAGAGGCUCAAGGAGGCCUGCGAGGUGGGCGGCCGCGAGCUCCAGCGCUGCAAGGACGAGAACUACGACCUGGCCCUGCGCCUGGCCCGGCAGAGCGAGGAGCGGGGCGCCGCGCUCAUGCGCAACCGCGACCUGCAGCUGGAGAUCGACAGGCUCAAGCACAGUCUCAUGAAGGCAGAGGACGAGUGCUCGGUGGAGCGCAGGCACACACUGAAGCUCAAGCACGCCAUGGAGCAGCGGCCCAGCCACGAGCUGCUGUGGGAGCUGCAGCAGGAGAAGGCGCUGCUGCAGGCGCGGGUGCAGGAGCUGCAGGCCUCCGUCCAGGAGGGGAAGCCAGACCAGAGCAGCCCCUACAUCCAGGUGCUGGAGGAGGAUUGGCGGCAGGCGCAGAGGGACCUCCAGGAACAGACCGCCACCAUCUUCUCCCUGCGCAAGGACCUGCGCCAGGCUGAGGCCCUGCGCGCCCGGUGCACGGAGGAGAAGGAGAUGUUCGAGCUGCAGUGCCUGGCCCUGCGGAAGGACUCCAAGAUGUACAAGGACCGCAUCGAGGCCAUCCUGCAGCAGAUGGAGGAGGUCGCCAUCGAGCGGGACCAGGCCAUCGUGACGCGGGAGGAGCUGCACGCACAGCACGCCCGCGGCCUGCAGGACAAGGACGCGCUGCGGAAGCAGGUCCGCGAGCUGAGCGAGACGGCGGAUGAGCUGCAGCUGCAGCUGUUCCAGCGCGAGGGCCAGCUGCUGGCGGCCGAGGGCCGCCUCCGGUGGCAGCAGCUGGACACGUCCGUCCUGAGCUCCGACCUAGAGGACGGCUCACCGAGGAACUCCCAGGAGCUCUCGCUCCCCCAGGACCUAGAGGAGGACGCCCAGCUCUCAGACAAAGGCGGCCCGGCCAUCGGGGAGAGCCCUGAGCAGCCCUUUGUGGCUCUGCAGAAGGAGCGGCUCUCACUGGCCCCCAAGCAGGACGCAGGCCUGAGCGGCGGGGAGCCCCCCGAGAAGGAGAAGGGGCGGCGGCGUCUCAAGGAGAGCUUCGAGAACUACCGGAGGAAGCGGGCCCUCAGGAAGAUGCAGCACGGCGCGAGGCAGGGGGAGGUGGACUGGGAGAAUACCACGGGCAGCGACAACACCGACACCGAGGGCUCCUAGCCGGCCCCUCCGUCCAGCCGCGCGUCGUGGGAGGAGGACACGGCGCCACCUGGGAGCUGCCUCGCUAGGCCGCCUCUUCCUUGGCGAGCACGGGCUUGUUCUAUCUCUGUGUGAUGCACACGCGUGCUGCAGUGUUAAAAAUGCAUCCCCGUCAAUAAACGACCGCAGUGCGGA
Aethalodelphis obliquidens (Pacific white-sided dolphin) is the source of this 1978-nucleotide messenger RNA. It is a transcript of the gene CARD9, whose product is annotated as caspase recruitment domain family member 9. Gene Ontology annotation, molecular function: CARD domain binding. The transcript has 13 exons. Gene Ontology annotation, biological process: regulation of apoptotic process; positive regulation of canonical NF-kappaB signal transduction. Gene Ontology annotation, cellular component: cytoplasm. The coding region runs from base 182 to 1804 and encodes 540 amino acids. NCBI's taxonomy places the organism in Eukaryota, Metazoa, Chordata, Mammalia, Artiodactyla, Delphinidae. The record is from RefSeq and is a predicted model, not a curated record.